This is a messenger RNA of Closterium sp. NIES-67, 1424 nucleotides long. The record is from the annotation of a GenBank genome assembly. Lineage: Eukaryota; Viridiplantae; Streptophyta; Zygnematophyceae; Desmidiales; Closteriaceae.
CAGUUAUCUCACCACCUCUUCCUCGCGCUUUCAGCAGCGCCCGUCCGGUACCCCGUCCCUCCGCUCUAUCUCCUCGCUCCUCCCUUUCCCGCCACCGUUCUCCGCGCUUUCCGUCCCGUCUCCUCGCUUUCCCUGCCGCGAGUUAUCCCUCUCUGCGACGUCGCACGCUUCGCAUGGCCGGCGACGAUUCGCGUCGCAUGGAGGAGUCGCCCAACGUCGCAGGAGCCGCGGCGGAUGGAGUUCCAGCAGCCCUUGGCGCCAAAGCGAGAGCGACGGCGGGCGCGGAAGCGGAAAGGCUGGCGGACAAGCCGCGCGGAGAGGAGCAGGGAGGGAUGAAUCCGGGCGCGGAGAGGGGCGCGGAGAGGGGCGCGGAGAAGCCGCGCGGAGAGGAGCGGCGGCAAAGGUUAUGGGAGAUGUACGGUCGGAUGCAGUCGAAGCUCUUCCAAGACGUGCCUGAGAUGGGCGUGACUGAGCUGCACCAGCUGCUGCUGGCACAGCAGGCAAGGGGCGGGGAGGGUGGCGGGGGAGGGGAUAGGAGGGGGGAUGGGGGGAGUGAGGGGAGGGGGGAUGGGGGAGGAGGGGGGGGAGAUGUGGGAGGGGAUGCGAGGGGCGGGCGGCAGGUGGUGGUGGUGGAUACGCGCACGGAGGAAGAGACGGCGGUGUCGAUGAUUCCGGGCGGCACACUGAAGCAGAGGGACUUUGAGCGGCAGAUCGAGAAGUUCAAUGACCACAGAGUGGUGUGCUACUGCACCAUAGGCUACCGCAGUGGCAACUAUGCGCGAAUGCUGCGCUCUCAGCACCAGAUGGACGCAUACAAUCUCAAGGGCUCCAUCCUCUCAUGGACCCACCACCACCUCCCCCUCACGUCCCUCUACCACCCUACCACUGGCUCCGGACCCCUUACCACUCACGCCAACACCGCCACUGCACCUGACGUCACCCCCCAAGUUCGCAUGGAAGGGGGGCAGCGCCUUCUGAUGCUGAGUCUAGACAUGAGAAUGGGAGGGCGGUCGCUGCAGAAGAAGAUGGAAGGGCAACCGUUGGAUCUCCAGUGCUUCCCCUGGGAGCCACCGCUCGGGUGCAUGUGUAUUCGCCCAAAUAUGAGCUGCACGCAGAUGGUUACCAGCCGGUGCACUUUGCAAAUGGUGUGCCAUGGGUGUCAGCAGUUUGGAGCGACAUCAGCAUGCGGUUGCCCAAGUGGGUUCGGUCACUCACCAAUCCCACAAAUCAAUAGCAAGCACAAAUGGCAUGCAAUGAAGUGGAAGCAUGUGCAUAAUGUAUAGGCACACAUGAUAACGCAGAUUUUCCUGAAGCCAUGCAUUUUUACACUGAAGCCAAGCAAAUACUCGCGACUAGCGUGACCUGAUUAGGAGGAGGUGUAUUCAUAUUUUUAUGUCUGAACGUCGAGUGGAGCGGUACAGUCU